Messenger RNA from Fomitopsis serialis, 1776 nucleotides. RefSeq names its product mannosyltransferase. Gene Ontology annotation, biological process: protein N-linked glycosylation. Gene Ontology annotation, cellular component: endoplasmic reticulum membrane. Gene Ontology annotation, molecular function: GDP-Man:Man(3)GlcNAc(2)-PP-Dol alpha-1,2-mannosyltransferase activity. The transcript is spliced from 9 exons. Lineage: Eukaryota; Fungi; Basidiomycota; Agaricomycetes; Polyporales; Fomitopsidaceae. The record is from RefSeq and is a predicted model, not a curated record. The coding region runs from base 115 to 1635 and encodes 506 amino acids.
CUGACCAAAAAGAGAUACUCUCGUCGUUUUUGUCGCACCGCAACCUUCAUUCUGUAAUCGCCAUCUCCACUUCCCUAGAGGACUCGUUGCUGUCUAGGUAUAGGGCAGUCUGGCAUGAAUACGUUGGCCAUUGCGACUGGCCUCGUCUGGCUGGUGCUGUACUCUCUAUUCUCCGCAAUCCGACGCGUACGACAGGAAAAUGCGGGGCAUAAGACAGCGAUCCUCGAUGAGCUGCAGACGCCAGACCAACAGAAGAAGAAACUCAUCGGGUUCUUCCACCCCUACUGCAAUGCAGGUGGGGGCGGAGAGCGUGUUCUCUGGACAGCAAUAGCAAUGCUGCAACGCGACGAGCCGGACGUCAUCAGCAUUGUCUACAGUGGUGAUGUGGACGCGACGAAGGAGCAGAUCCUCAGUAAAGUCAAGGCCCGAUUUGACAUUGACUUGUCCCCGCAAACCCUUCAUUUCGUGUUUUUGAACUCAAGACAUCUCGUCGAGGACUCUGCAUGGCCUCGUUUUACACUCCUUGGUCAAAGUCUUGGGUCAAUGUACUUGGCAUGGGAGGCCAUGUCCAAGCUUAUACCAGACCAAUUCAUCGAUACCAUGGGCUACGCCUUUACCUUCCAUGUAGUGAGGCUCCUCGGCAGUGUCCCUGUGGGAGCAUAUGUCCACUACCCAACCAUCAGCACCGACAUGCUGGAGAGGGUGAGGUCACGGAAGAAAUGGCAUACUAAUUCGGAUGCGAUAUCAUCGUCGGGCCUCCUCAGCAAAGGAAAACUCCUGUAUUAUCGCCUCUUCAUGUAUUACUACGCCAACUCGCUUCGCCAAGCAAGCUUCGUCAUGGUCAAUUCAUCCUGGACCAAGAAUCAUGUAGAUUCAAUCUUACAAUACAGCGACCCACUCCUCGAUGCCCUGCAUAUGUGCACCCCACUAGUCCUCCUUCGUUUCCUUCGGCCCUCGCAAACACCGAAGUCUGCUCGUAUCGUGUACCCACCUUGUGAUACGCGGGAGAUGGCGAAGUUCCCUCUGACGGGCCGAGAGCGAGUGAUUCUCAGCGUUGCGCAGUUCCGACCCGAGAAGGACCAUGCCGCACAAUUACAUGCCUUCCAUAGCCUGCUGGCUUCUCAUCCUGAGUACGGGAAACCCGAUGACGCGCAUGUCCAGCUGGUGCUUGUGGGAGGAAGUCGCAAUGCAGAGGACGCCGCACGAGUUGAAGGGCUUCGAGAGCUGGCCAAGGAGUUGGGGAUUGAGGGCCACGUAGAGUUCGUCAUCAACGCAUCAUUCCCCGCUAUGCUCAACUGGCUCUCGAGAGCUAGUAUCGGCCUGAGCACCAUGGUCGACGAGCACUUCGGCAUCAACGUCGUGGAGUUCAUGGCGGCCGGGGUCAUCCCUGUCGCACACGCAUCCGGUGGCCCGCUGAACGACAUCGUCGUGCCGUUCGAAGGGAAGCCUACAGGGUAUCAUGCCACUUCUCCCGAGACAUUCGCGGAGGCCUUCCAUACCGUAUUGACUCUCCCGCCGGAGGAAGACUUGGCGCUGCGGCAGCGCGCCAGGACGUGGGCCGUCCAGCGCUUCUCUGAAGAAGAAUUCGAGAAUGCAUGGAAUGAGAGCGGAUGGAGAAAAUGGCUGCCGUCGUGAGUACAUUCCAUCGGAGGGCGCCCGACCCACCGAGCUCGCACAAUGUACAGUAUAUCAGCGCUAAUGAUGCUUUCCUGCUGACCUCUGCAUGGACUUCGCAAACGCGCUGCGUCCAACCUCCAUACGAUAUUUAUGUUGCGA